AAUAUAAAUUGCGUCUACUACUUCCAGAAGAGUGGAAAAGAUUAGGAGAAAAACAUGGUCCCGCCGUACCUUCCCCUUUGUUAGUAUGGCACUACUGCUUUUUCCUUAAUUCUAACUAUUACAUACACUGGCUCUGUUUGAUACUCCUCCAAAGAAUUCCAGCCUACAUAGUCGACUUUUUGGCCUACUGCGUAGGUAAAAAACCCAUGUUAGUUAAAGGGUACCAAAAGAUCGAAAAAUUCCUAAACGUCAUUUCGUAUUUCGCUACAAGGACAUGGUUAUUCCGAAACAAAAACACCAGAAACCUGUGGACUAAACUGAACGAAGAAGAUCAAAAGUUGUUCAUGUUCGAUAUGGGACGGUUCGAAUGGGACUCGUAUUUUUAUACGUAUAUAAGGGGGGGACGGGUGUAUCUCCUUAAAGACCCCCUUGACACGAUACCCCAGGGCCGAGUGAAAUAUUACAAACUUAAACUAGCCCAUUACACCCUAGUGACAGUGCUCGCGUUGAUCUUCCUGAAGUUAAUUUUGGUUUUGUGGAAUUUGAUUUUUUGAAACUUUAGUUUUUUACGUUUUUAUAUAUAUAUGUUAUAAUGUGCCUACCUUAUUUAUAAUUCUAAUAAACAAAAAUUAAUUUAC
Messenger RNA from Agrilus planipennis (emerald ash borer), 638 nucleotides. RefSeq names its product fatty acyl-CoA reductase wat-like. Bases 207 to 554 code for a protein of 115 amino acids. The transcript is spliced from 2 exons. Lineage: Eukaryota; Metazoa; Arthropoda; Insecta; Coleoptera; Buprestidae. The record is from RefSeq and is a predicted model, not a curated record.